This is a messenger RNA of Chiloscyllium plagiosum (whitespotted bambooshark), 842 nucleotides long. Lineage: Eukaryota; Metazoa; Chordata; Chondrichthyes; Orectolobiformes; Hemiscylliidae. The record is from RefSeq and is a predicted model, not a curated record.
CUGGUGGGGAUGGACAUGGAGACGGGCGUCAUCAUGGAAACGGCUGACCUCAAGGCUCUGCUGGCUAAUGGCGGUAGGCAGGACCGGGAGGUGGCCAAGCAACUGGCAUCGAAACUGUACCAUCUGGACGGUUUCCAGAGGACUGAGGUGGCCCCCUACCUGGAUAAGAACAACGAGUUCAGUCAAAUGUUGGCUGAGGAAUACCUGCAACUGUUUGACUUCUGCGAGAUGUCUCUCGAUCAAGCUCUGAGGAAAUUCCUGACGGCGUUCGUCCUGACUGGAGAGACACAGGAGCGCGAGCGAGUGUUGGACCACUUCUCCGGCCGCUUUCAGCGGUGCAAUCCAGAGGCCUUCCGCAGCCGAGGUGAGCCGGGGCUCGGGAAUCUCUCCCGUCCCGCUCAGAUUCGACGGCGAACGGAACGCUGACCCGGCUCGUCUCCGUCAGUCCCAGGGAUCGGCCUUUCGCUCCUCCGUCGCCAGGGCAACCUUCCUCGGCUGAGGGACGUGAGCGAGACAGCCCCGUCCUCGGGAAUGCGGGUUUCGAAAGCAGAGCAAAUCCCUUUUUGGGAGCCAAAAGGGCGUCAGGCGACGAAGCCUUCGUUUACGUGGGGACAUUAAUUGGUCUUUUUCGCGAAAAUCCUCUUUGGGUUGCUUUAGUUGAACCGUGGCACCAGUGUCAGUUUUCCACACAAGCGCAGCGGCCUAAAGCGAGCUUUGGAAAAGCAGGGGAUACCUGUCACGCGUUUGAGUUCGGUUUGGUGGGUGGAGGGGGGCGGCGGGUGUUGGUGCAGGCGAGGUUUUUGUGACGAGACAGACCGCAAAUCUCUCGCGCCCUGUUUCCU